AUGUCGAAGAACAGCAAGAGUAAGGUACCUGGGGAGCCCACAGGAAGUGGCACUUCCUUGCUUGAGACUGCUACGGCUGCCAUCCAAGCCUUUGCUCCGGUCAACAAAAUCCAUCAACAUCUUUGUGCGUUUCACUUCUACUCUCACGACAUGACCCGCCAAGUGGAGGCACACCACUUCUGCGGCCACCAGAACGAGGAGAUGAGGCAGUGCCUCAUCUACGACAGCCCCGAAGCCAAUGCUAGACUCAUUGGCCUCGAGUACAUUGUGUCGGAGAAUCUCUUCAUGACACUUCCGGACGAGGAAAAGCGCCUUUGGCACUCGCACGAGUACGAGGUCAAGAGCGGUUUACUCGUCACGCCGGGGAUCCCCGGCCCUAUAGAGCGCCGGGACCUGGAGUCGGUUUGCAAGACUUAUGGUAAAGUUUACCAUUUUUGGCAAGUUGACAAAGGUGACUGUCUCCCUCUUGGGGUGCCUCAGCUCAUGAUGGCAUUUACUAGAGAUGGCCAGGUCUACAAAGAGCUUGUACAAAAUUGCGGCAAGCGUUUGGGCGUGGAUCACGAGAAAGAGAGAAUGAACAGAGAGUAUAUGAAAGGACCCGAACAUGGAAUUGAUCCAUUGGCCAAUGGUGGAGGUAAAGGUCUUAAGACUGUUCUUAGAGAGGUCCAUCUCCCAAAGAAUCAACCUCCUUCAUCUGCCACCAGGGUCUUUGUUUGA
Arachis stenosperma is the source of this 717-nucleotide messenger RNA. RefSeq names its product oil body-associated protein 1A-like. The transcript is spliced from 3 exons. NCBI's taxonomy places the organism in Eukaryota, Viridiplantae, Streptophyta, Magnoliopsida, Fabales, Fabaceae. The record is from RefSeq and is a predicted model, not a curated record. The coding region runs from base 1 to 717 and encodes 238 amino acids.